Hibiscus syriacus is the source of this 1741-nucleotide messenger RNA. RefSeq names its product MATH and LRR domain-containing protein PFE0570w-like. The transcript has a single exon. The record is from RefSeq and is a predicted model, not a curated record. Bases 308 to 1609 code for a protein of 433 amino acids. NCBI's taxonomy places the organism in Eukaryota, Viridiplantae, Streptophyta, Magnoliopsida, Malvales, Malvaceae.
CUCCGCUCUCUGUAUCUGUCUUUCCAUCUUUGUCUCUUUAUCUGCUAUAUAUCACUGAUCUCUUCAUAUUGGUAUUUCCUCUGUUACAUCCUUAAAAUUCUCAAACACUACACUGCCUUUUGUUUCUGCUUGAAGAAGAAGAGGUUUCGCAGAUUCCUGGUUACGUCUCCAUGACACUCACUUCUUUAAUGGGUAUUUCCUUCUUUUUGGUCUAACAGUUCUGAGAAAGUUGUAGCCAAUGGGUGUUUGAAGAAGAAGAAGAAGAAGAGCUGUUUUCCUUUCUUUCUUUCUUUUUUAUUGUUUAUGAAUGGAAACUUCUGGUUUACCUGGUGGGGUGUUUUCCGGGAUUGGUUCGGGAAUUUUAGGCCUUGAAAUGCCUUUACCCCCUCCUCGACAACAACCUCAAAAUCCCCAAACUGUUCAACACCCGCAUGGUUUUCUUCAACACCCACAAAUGGUUGCUUAUUCCUCCAACCAUGAAAACGAAAAACAGCUUAAACCAGGUUACACUUUUGGUUCCAAAACCGGACAGACAUCUGCUGUUAGCGAUGAUGAUGAGCCUGCAGGUUUCACUCUCGAUGACGGUGGUGGUAAGAGAAAAGAUUCGCCAUGGCAAAGAAUGAAAUGGACCGAUGGCAUGGUGAGGCUAUUGAUAAUGGCGGUUCACUACAUCGGCGAUGAAGCUGGACCGGAGGGUGGCGCCACCGAUCCUAGUGGAAAGAAAAAGGGUGUCGGUGGUGGAUUGUUGCAGAAGAAAGGGAAAUGGAAAUCGGUUUCGAGGGCGAUGAUGGAGAAAGGCUUUUAUGUUUCGCCUCAACAAUGUGAAGACAAGUUCAAUGAUUUGAACAAGAGGUACAAGAGGGUUAAUGAUAUACUUGGUAGAGGGACCGCUUGUAAGGUUGUAGAGAAUCAAACCUUGCUUGAUUCCAUGGAUUUGUCCCCCAAAAUGAAGGAACAAGUUCGGAAAUUGUUGAACUCCAAGCACUUGUUCUUCAGAGAAAUGUGUGCUUACCAUCAUAGCUGUGGCCAUGCUUCGAGUGCUAAUCAUUCACCGGAUGAGACAUCCCAAAUCCAGCACCAACAAGCUAAAAAUGCUCGAAUUUGCGGCGAUUCGGAGUCGAAGUCGGCUAAAGUGGUAGGCAGUGAAGAGGAUGACGAUGACGAUGAAGACGAAGAGGACGAUGUUGAUGAGGAUGAUGACGAUGAAGAAGCAAUGGAUGAAGAAAACGAUGAAGAGUCAUUGUCGCCAUCGAUGCAACAACUGAGCAGUGAAGUGGUGAAGGUGAUAGAAGAUGGAUCGAAGAGCGGUUGGGAGAAGAAACAAUGGAUGAAGAAGAGGGCGAUGCAAUUGGAAGAGCGGCGAGUGAGGUACCAAAACCGGGCAUUGAAGCUGGAGAGUCAGAGGCUCAAGUGGGUGAGAUUCAGUGGGAAGAAAGGAAGGGAAAUGGAGAAAGCGAAGCUCGAUAACCAACGAAGGCUGAUCGAAAACGAGAGGUUGGCCCUGAUUUUAAGACACAAGGAGAUGGAGCUGUCGGAGAUGGUGGAUAUUCAACCCUAUCACCACCAUUCUCCUAACAAAAGGGGAGACCCAUCAAGCAUCACUGGUUGAAAAUGUAACAUAUUAUUACGGAUUUUAUGUCAGCUUUUUGUAUGAACAAAGAAAGAAAAAAAGAUAGCUUGUUAUGCUCUUGUGUUUAUGAAAUUUAGUUAUCCCUACAUGUGAAUUCUGGUUUUCAUUUUC